Molecule: messenger RNA, 2406 nt
Organism: Bipolaris victoriae FI3
Lineage: Eukaryota; Fungi; Ascomycota; Dothideomycetes; Pleosporales; Pleosporaceae
Exons: 1
Coding region: 1-2406 (801 amino acids)
Source: RefSeq, a predicted model, not a curated record
AUGACACUUGCUCCUCAUUUUGACGCGAGCCCUGGGCAUGCACCAAUUGCGCCCAGUCCCCGGCCUUCAGGUCCAGUAUACACAAAUACGACGCCUACAAGCAGCCCGACGCCAGUGGAACCUACAGUAAUCACUUACACUCCUCCUUUGCCACCAACCUAUUUACCACAACUUAACACAGGCAACCAAACGGCGUGUUCCACAUGUAACUCAUCUUGCACAGGCUGCUUGCUUGCAGCCAAACGUCCUAUAACUACUUGGUUUGAUUCUACAGGGCUUUUGGUACGCUGGACUAGCACGGUUGUGACCGAGACCAUCGUUACUGAGUACAUCACCUACAUGAACAACGGCACCAUCGACACGGUCGUUACCCAGGAGCACACUGUCAAUCAAACAAAAACCGUUACAGGCAGUAACGAUGAAAUCAUUACUCACACUACGCCCACGUUCACUGUAGAGGUUACGGAUGGGGUACGCCUACAGUUCGAUGCAGGACCCACCUACGUUAUCUACAACCAUAUAUUUGGUGGACCUGACCAACAUUUCAGCUUGCGCUUUUCCCAGAAGAACCAGACUUUCGCGCAAUGUGUGCCCAAGGAGACUUCGCUAAAAGACUGGGAGCCACCCAGGACUGCACUACAAGACUGGACCCAUUUGGUAGUAACUCACACGGAACCACUGCCAACAACUACUAAAGGCCAAUACAAUUUCCCGUUACCCACCCAGGUCCUUCAUUACCUGGAGCAAGAACCAGCCAUUCAGUCGCAAUUUCGGGGUCUGGAUCUUGCUUCAUGUUCCUUUGAGAGACCCAGCCUCAGUGAUUCCCUCCAGCUAUCAUUGGCCCUUCCUGGUGUCCCUCCUAGUACCCCCUUAUCUACUGGUAUGGGGCUGCCUCCCCCUCUUGCUGCCCCACCCACGUCUCAACCGAUAUUGGCGUCGCCAACAACAUCGACUUUCCUCUCGACAACGUACGAGUCUACUUCCGUCCAUAAUACGGUGCGAGGUUGUUUGAGGUGCCUCCCUGACUCCCCGGUGUCGCUCAAAGCUGAUUUGCCUUCACCAACUCCUGCGGGCAGACCCGACAUACAUAAUUUUGUACCCCCGCCAAAUGAGCUCAACCAACCAAGUGACAACAUACCUAGGCCUUUGAAUGUGCCUGGACCAACCCCAAAUGCGCCUGGACCGAUUGCAAGCCCGGCUGGACCUGUCACAGGCGAGCCUGGUAGACCAGGUCACCAAGAUCAAGACUUUUCGAAUUGGCUCCCUCCUGUGAUCGUCGUUGGAGGCCAGACACUCAGACCAGGGCAAACUCAAACCAUCGAUGGAGUCCCUGUUAUCAUUCCCGGGAAUGGUGAGGGAGCAAGGAUUAUUGUGGACGGUAGCACAGUUGCUCUUGAUGCAGCGGCAACACCAGGACCUCCCGUGCUCACUGUCGGUGGGGGGACAAUCGCUGCCAAUCCACAAGGAGAUUUUGUCUUCGGAACAGAAACUUUGAAGCCAGGAGGUCCACCGGUCAUUGUCAAUGGAAACACUGUUAGUCUUGGCCCUGGUGGUGUUGCUGUUGUCAAUGGCGCCACACAGACUAUUACUGCUGGGCUUCCGCCCUCUGUUACUGUUCCUCCUGCGUCGGUUGUUGGUGAUCAUACCAUAUUUACGACAGUAGUCGGGGGUUUGACGGUCGGUGUUGUAGCGCCUGGUCAGGCGGUAGGCGCAGGCAGUUGGGUUGUGGUUGAUGGCCAAGCAGCUUUCGUACCCGCUCCUGGCCAAACUGUCACGCCCGGUGGAGUUCUUACCCUUGCCGGGAUUACAUAUUCUCUGCCUCAAGGCGCACCGGGUGGUGUUGUUGUGAUCAAUGGUCAAACAGCUUACGUACCCGCUCCUGGUCAAACCCUCACACCCGGCGGCGCUCUUACCAUUUCGGGAACUACAUACUCCUUUCCUGAAGGCGCACCAGCCGGUGUUGUCGUGAUCAACGGCGUUACAUCUACCAUGACUCCUGAUGCUGUUUUAACACCUGCUCCUGCGCUGACGAUCAAUGAUGUCACAUACACACAAAAAGUAAGGGACGGAACAACAGAGUACGUGUUAGGUGACGGCACGACGCUUGCACCUGGUUCUACGGUUGAAAUGGAUGGAACAACAUACUCUUUGGACAAGUCAGGUACAGCCUUGAUCAUCAACGGGCAGACGAGCACUGUGCACAGUCUCCCGAAGAGUAACAGUGCAAGUGCUACCAGCUCAAGCAUGGCAUCUGUAACGACAAGUCGCGACGCUGGCGAUCUUAUUGCGAGUGGUGUAGGCCAAACCAGCAAAGGUGUUGGUGCCUCAGUACAGCAUCCAGGCAUUGACAGAUGGGUUGAGAGCCUGGUCGUUGGCGCUGCAGGUUGGUUGCUGGUAUUAUUUUAA